This is a messenger RNA of Spodoptera litura, 2261 nucleotides long. RefSeq names its product Octopamine-Tyramine receptor (gene Oct-TyrR). The record is from RefSeq and is a predicted model, not a curated record. Gene Ontology annotation, molecular function: octopamine receptor activity. Gene Ontology annotation, biological process: G protein-coupled receptor signaling pathway. NCBI's taxonomy places the organism in Eukaryota, Metazoa, Arthropoda, Insecta, Lepidoptera, Noctuidae. Gene Ontology annotation, cellular component: plasma membrane.
AGAUUCGUUUACUCAUCAAAAAAUGAACAAGUCACACAAAUGGGAUUUCCUAGUAAAGAUUUCCAGCAGGAGAAAAUUGGAGUAUGAAAGGAUGAAUACAGGAAACGCGCCCGUCUCACACAAGAAGAAUUACCGACGAAUGCUUGCCAAAUGCUUUGAACGAUUUUCGCGACUCACGGUCUUUCCCAACAGUACCACGUGAAAUGUAGCCAAAGAAUACUACAUAACUUCUUCAAAAUGGGGCAAACAGCUACACACGUAAACGCAAAUUACACAUUAUUUAAUUAUACUGAUGAAAUAAUUGAGGAUGACAGAGACGCCUGUGCCGUCGCAGAUGACCCUAAAUAUCCGAGUAGUUUCGGUAUAACACUUGCGGUACCAGAAUGGGAGGCAAUUUGUACAGCCAUAGUCCUAACGCUAAUAAUAAUCUCAACGAUAGUUGGAAACAUUCUGGUGAUCUUGAGUGUGUUUACAUACAAACCCCUUAGGAUCGUCCAGAACUUCUUCAUAGUAUCACUUGCCGUGGCGGAUUUGACAGUAGCAAUAUUAGUAUUGCCACUAAAUGUGGCAUACUCCAUUCUAGGACAAUGGGUAUUUGGGAUUUACGUAUGCAAAAUGUGGUUAACAUGCGACAUAAUGUGCUGUACUUCGUCCAUUUUAAAUUUAUGUGCAAUUGCAUUAGACAGGUACUGGGCGAUAACUGAUCCUAUAAAUUACGCACAAAAGAGAACUUUAGAAAGAGUGAUGUUAAUGAUUGGAGUAGUCUGGGUACUUUCGUUAGUUAUUAGUUCUCCACCGCUCCUAGGGUGGAAUGACUGGCCCGACGUCUUUGAACCUGAUACGCCUUGUCGUUUAACUUCCCAACCAGGCUUUGUUAUCUUCUCUUCAUCUGGGUCCUUCUACAUACCGCUAGUUAUAAUGACUGUAGUUUAUUUUGAAAUAUAUUUGGCAACUAAAAAGAGACUCAGAGAUCGUGCUAAAGCGACUAAGAUCAGCACUAUUUCUAGCGGUCAGAACAGAUACAAUAAUAAAGAUAACGAUAACAAUGAUCAAGAUUCUGUUAGCUCAGAAGCCAAUCACAAUGAGCACCAAGGCGUGACACGGUUGGUAUCAGACAAUGAGAAAAAGAAGAGAACCAGAAAACUGACACCAAAGAAAAAACCAAAGCGACGAUAUUGGAGUAAGGAUGAUAAAUCACAAAACAAACUGAUAAUACCGAUUCUCUCCAAUGACAAUUCGGUAACUGAUAUGGGUGAUAAUUUAGAAAAUAGAAACACAUCAUCAGAGAGUAACUCGAAAGAAACUCACGAAGAUGAUUUGAUUGAAGUUACUGAGCCUGCGCCAGUGAAAAGUCACAAGCGGCCGAAGCCUAACCAGCAAAGUGCUGUUUAUCAAUUCAUUGAAGAAAAGCAAAGGAUUUCCUUGACACGUGAGCGUCGAGCCGCCAGAACCCUUGGGAUUAUAAUGGGCGUAUUCGUCGUGUGUUGGUUACCCUUCUUCGUCAUAUACCUUGUUAUUCCCUUCUGUGCGAGUUGCUGUUUGUCCAACAAGUUUAUCAAUUUCAUAACUUGGCUUGGCUACUGCAAUUCUGCACUCAACCCUUUAAUAUACACCAUUUUUAACAUGGACUUUAGGAGAGCAUUCAAGAAGUUACUCUGUAUGAAACCGUGAUUGUGCCAAAGACAGUAAAUAUUGUGUAGAGUUUUAUGCUUAUACUGAACGAUGCUGAUUUGCUCAAAUGUUUUAACUCAUUCGUAAGUAGAUUAUUAGGAUGAAUUAACAUAAUGGAAAUUUGAAUAUAAUGAUAGUAUUAAUAUUGAUUAUGAAUCUCAGUGUGCAUUUAUUGUAUACAGUCGAUAUUACAUAUAUAGUAUCUAUAUUAUCUUUCAAAUAUUGUAGAGUAGUAUCGUGUAUAUAUUUAAACUUUGGAUAGUGCAUAGCACUUUUAGAUUUCUAAAUGUGUGUAAAUAUGUUUUGUGAGUUGACCGAAUUUGGACGAGCAUUGAUAACCAACGAAUACUUUCAAAUUAAUUAUGUAAUCUUAAUACUGUACAUACAUAUCUUGGUCCGUUUGUAUAUAAGUACUUGUAAAUUAAUAUAUCUUUAACUGUUCAUACAUAAAUAUAUAUUUAAUUUAGUAGAACUAAAGUUAAGCAGUUUAUUCAGUCGUUAGAGUGAUUGUUUUCACAAUUGUAUAUCCCUUUGAAAUAAUUUGAGCCCAUAUUUAAAGGGGAUAUUAGACUUGCAACAGAUUAAUUGAU